Effrenium voratum is the source of this 1758-nucleotide messenger RNA. The record is from the annotation of a GenBank genome assembly. Lineage: Eukaryota; Dinophyceae; Suessiales; Symbiodiniaceae.
AUGCCGGGUAUCCGCGUGCGUGCCCUGAAGGCGGAGCAUUACAGCAUUGCCGACGGCAAUCCGGAACACGCCUUCAUCGAUAUUUCCGUGCGCCUGCGUGCCGGACGACCGAUGGAUGUCAAGAAGGACGCCGCCAGCCGCCUGUUCAACGCCGCCAAGGCGUUCCUGGAACCGGUCCUGGCCAACAGUUCGCUCGCGCUUUCCCUGGAAAUGCGCGACAUCGAUCCGGACCUUUCGCCCAAGACGGGCACCAUACGCGACAACAUUCAAAAGCUUGACGGCUACCUUGCCCGGUUCAAAAACACCGGCGUCUUGAACCAGAUCGGCGGCGAGGCGCUGCCGGCCCAGUCCGGCGAGGCCUUCGAAACCCGCUCUCCGGUGGACGAGAGCCUGAUUUGCAGUGUCGCCAAAGGCGGUGCCGCCGAUAUCGAUGGAGCUGCCAGGGCCGCGAAGGCGGCCUUUCCCGCCUGGCGGGACAUGGCCGGGGCCGAGCGCAAGAAGAUCCUGCACAGGAUUGCCGACGCCAUCGUGGAGCGUGCGGAGGAAAUCGCACUGUGCGAAUGCUGGGACACCGGCCAGGCCCUGCGCUUCAUGUCAAAGGCGGCGCUGCGCGGUGCGGAGAAUUUCCGCUUCUUUGCCGACAGGGCUCCUGCGGCCCGGGACGGCCAGUCCCUGCCCUCGCCGACCCUGAUGAACGUGACCACCCGCAUACCCAUCGGCCCAGUCGGCGUGAUCACGCCGUGGAACACGCCGUUCAUGCUGUCGACCUGGAAAAUCGCUCCGGCGCUGGCGGCAGGCUGCACAGUGGUACACAAGCCGGCGGAGUUCUCGCCGCUGACCGCGCGUAUCCUGAUGGAGAUCACCGAAGAGGCCGGUCUGCCGAAGGGUGUCUGGAAUCUCGUCAAUGGCUUUGGCGAGGAUGCCGGCAAGGCGCUGACCGAGCAUCCCGACAUCAAGGCGAUUGCCUUUGUCGGCGAGAGCCGGACCGGCUCCAUGAUCAUGAAACAGGGCGCCGAUACGCUGAAGCGCGUGCAUUUUGAGCUUGGCGGCAAGAACCCGGUCAUCGUGUUCGACGAUGCGGAUCUCGACCGUGCGCUCGAUGCGGCGAUCUUCAUGAUCUAUUCGCUCAACGGCGAACGCUGCACCUCCUCCUCGCGUCUUCUGGUUCAGGAGACAAUUGCAGACGAAUUCGAAGCCAGGCUGAUUGAACGGGUCAACGCCAUCAAGGUCGGCCAUCCGCUCGAUCCACUGACCGAGGUCGGCCCGCUGAUCCACAGAACCCAUUUCGACAAGGUGACCGGCUAUUUCGACAUUGCCCGGCAGAACGGCGCGACCAUUGCCGCAGGCGGUCAACGUGUCGGCGACACCGGUUACUUCGUCCGCCCGACCCUCUUCACCGGCGCAACCAACACCAUGGCCAUUGCCCAGGAGGAAAUCUUCGGGCCGGUGCUGACCUGCAUCCGCUUCAACUCCGAGGACGACGCCCUCCGGAUUGCCAACGAUGUGCCCUAUGGCCUCACCGGCUAUGUCUGGACCAACGACCUGACCCGCGCACUGCGCUUCACGGAUAGCCUGGAAGCGGGAAUGAUCUGGGUGAACUCGGAAAACGUCCGCCACCUGCCCACCCCCUUCGGCGGGGUCAAGGCCAGCGGUAUAGGACGCGACGGCGGCGACUGGUCCUUUGAAUUCUACAUGGAACAGAAGAACAUCGCCUUCGCGACAGGUAACCACAAAAUUCCGAAACUCGGGGCGCUGUGA